AUUUUAACUCGCUUGCUGUGGCAAUACGACACUGCAUCAAAUGUCGCUCCCAAAUAAAAUGAUAUAUGUAACGUUUUUUGUUUUGUUAAUUACGAACAUAAUUUUGUGCGAGUCUUCAUCUAGUGAAUACCAAACUAAUCAAAAGCAAUAUGAACAAAAUCCAGCAAUAAAAAGACUACAGGAAUAUAUACAAAUUGACACAAGUAUUGAGGAAAAUGCGGAAUUAGCAGUGGAAUUUUGGAAGCGUCAAGCAGAAGAGUUGGGCUUACCUUAUGCCGUGUACCGACCGCUCGGAUUACCGAUAUUUGUUAUGACAUUAACGGGACGCCAGCCGGAACUACCGAGUAUAAUGCUUAACUCUCAUGCAGAUGUCGUGCCUGCCGGUGCUGACCUCUGGAUUUAUCCACCUUUUUCGGGUCAUGUUGACGAAAACGGCAAUUUACAUGGACGCGGCUCGCAGGAUACCAAGGAUGUGGGUAUACAAUACAUAGAGGCUGUAAGAAAACUUAUUCAAAAUAAUGUGACUCUAGAAAGAACAGUGCAUAUCACUGUUAUGCCAGAUGAAGAAACCGGAGGUUUUAGGGGCAUAGUGCCGUUCGUUGAGACUGAAGAAUUUAAAUCUUUAAAUAUUGGUUUUGCCCUUGACGAAGGAUUUACGUCUCAAGAUAAUACCAUGUAUGUUACAUAUCAAGAUAAACGGCCCUGGCAGAUAAAGUUCAUCAUCCGUGGAAAUGGUGGACACGGAUCGAUAGUAGCCAGUGGAAACGUGAUAGAAGGGUUACAAAGAUUUUUAAAUAUCGCUAUGGAGUACAGAAAUGAACAAAUGCAGAUACAAAAUUCCACGCAUGUCUUUGAUUUUGGAGCAUACACCUCAGUAAACAUCAACAUGAUUGAGGGUGGAGUUGCUCCUAAUGUUGUUCCAACUAACGUGACUGUUAUUAUGGAUAUGCGAUUGUCGGUCGAUGCGGAAGUAAAUGAUGUACAAGAUAUGCUUAAUUCAUGGAUGGCUGAACUUGGUGAUGAAUCUAGCAUUGAGUAUAUAAGACGGGUAGAGAAUUCUCCUGCGACAGCUGUCGAUGAAACUAAUCCAUACUGGAUGGCGAUGCGAGACACCAUAAAGGAAUUAGGCUUGACCGUGGUGCCAAUAGUGUGCCCUGCCACGUCUGAUAUGGUGGUAGUUCGAACUAAGGCCAUCCCAGCUCUGGGAUUUACUACCAAAACGAAUAUGAUUCCUAAGCUGCACGAUAUCGAUGAAUACAUUGCUUUAGAUCAAUUUUUAAAAGGCAUAGAUAUCUAUGAAGCUCUUUUGAAAAAACUGGGUAAUCUUGCCUAGGAUCGUUUACUAAGGAAUAAAUAUAAUUGAAUCAAUAAUCAAUGAAUUUAUUUGUAUGAAAAAAUAAUAUGUUCUUAUAUUGUAUGUGUAAAAAUAAACUUAAUAAAGUAACCAAUAUCUUUGUUAGAGUAAAUUAAAUGCUACCGUGCCUUUGAAAACAUUUUUUGAA
This is a messenger RNA of Vanessa tameamea, 1502 nucleotides long. Its product is annotated as aminoacylase-1-like. Bases 41 to 1333 code for a protein of 430 amino acids. Gene Ontology annotation, biological process: amino acid metabolic process. The record is from RefSeq and is a predicted model, not a curated record. Gene Ontology annotation, cellular component: cytoplasm. Gene Ontology annotation, molecular function: aminoacylase activity. NCBI's taxonomy places the organism in Eukaryota, Metazoa, Arthropoda, Insecta, Lepidoptera, Nymphalidae. The transcript has 9 exons.